Rotaria sp. Silwood2 is the source of this 1605-nucleotide messenger RNA. The record is from the annotation of a GenBank genome assembly. Lineage: Eukaryota; Metazoa; Rotifera; Eurotatoria; Philodinida; Philodinidae.
AUGGAAGACGACAAUAAAGCAAAGGAAUUAGAAGACUUUGUUGCAGCUUUGCAUAAUCUAUAUUGCAACGAUAGUAGUCAACUAAAAUUGAUUGAUGAAUUUGCAAAAGACUAUAAUCGUCAUCUAGCAAUCUACUGGUACACAAAACAUACGUUUAUCUUUGAAACUUUAAAUAAUGCUUUGAGAAUGCAAGACAUUAACAUGAUUAUUAAGAUGGGAUUCUUCAUUCGAGAUCUUCAUCGAGAGAUCAAACAGUUACAUGUGAAUAAAAUUAAUCCAGGACAAUUGAUUGUUUAUCGUGGGCAGGGUAUGUUAACUAAUGAAUUCGAAAAAAUGAAAAAUAGAAAGGGUGGUCUAUUAUCUUUCAAUAAUUUCUUGUCUACAAGUGUUGAGAAAGCCGUAGCUAGUAGCUUAGCCGAAAGUAAUUCAAUGGCAACGAAUAAGAUCGGAAUUUUAUUUGAAAUAGAAAUCGAUACUUCAAUGUCGUAUGCACCGUUUGCUUCAGUGAAAGGUCUCAGUCAUUUUUCCGCCGAGCAAGAGAUUCUUUUCUCGAUGCAUGCUGUUUUUCGAAUUGGUGAAAUGGAGGAAACCGGCAAUAAUUUAUGGAAAGUGAAACUGAAAUUAACAAGCGAUAUUGAUGAAGAAUUGAAACGUGUCACUGACUCUCUUCGAGGGCAGCUUGGACGAGGAAAUGGAUGGUAUCAAUUAGGAUAUCUGAUGUUCUUGAUGGAUGAAGUCGGCAAAGCAAAAGAAAUAUAUUCAAAAUUACUCGAACUUACAUCUACUGACGAAUGGAAAGAACUUGCAACAAUAUAUAAUCAGUUGGGCAUGAUCAGUCAUAGAGAGGGUGAUUACAAGAAAGCGCUACAACACUUCCAGAAAACCGCCGAGAUAGAAGAAAAAUAUCUUUCCCUCGAACAUCCAUCUCUAACUGUCACAUAUAGCAACAUUGCUGAAAUUUAUCACUCAAUGGGAAAACAUUUGGAUGCACUUUCUUUGCACCAAAAAGUGCUUCAAAGUCGUGAAAAAAGUCUUCCGCCUAAUGAUCCUUUGCUGGCUGUUACACAUAGCAAUAUUGCUGCGGUCUAUCAAUCAAUGGGAGACUAUCAAAGAGCGCAAGUAAUUUUUUAUAAAGCACGAAAAAUUGGAGAAAUAGGUUUUGUUCCUAACGAUCCAAAGUUAGCUACUAUCUACGACAAUUUAGCCACGGUACACUUGUUAAUGGGUGAACAUGAAACGGCACUUUAUUUUUAUAAAAAAGUACAUGAAAUCAACAGAAAAACUCUUCCUUCGAAUCAUUCAUCGCUACUUAUGACAUGCAGUAAUAUUGCUUUAAUGUAUAACUCAAUGGAUUACCAGACUGCACUAAUCUAUUUACACAAAACACGUGAACUUGACGAAAAAGCUCUUGGUGUUGGUCAUCCAGAUUUGGCUUACACUCAUCAUAACAUUGCGCAUAUAUUGGAGGGUCUUUCUCUGUAUGAAGAAGCACUCCUUCAUAUACAGAAAGCCGUUGACAUUACUAGCCGUACUUGUGAGCCUGAUGAUGAUCGAUUGAAAAUGUUUACCAAUUACCGUGACACUUUACGAAUGCUCCAUCCAUAA